GGAGGGGGGGGAGGAUGGGGCGAUCUCGGGAGACCACCAUAAUAGUCUAUUUUUAUUUUUCUGCUGGCAACCGACCACGGCGGCGAGCUGCUGGGGUAACAACCAUCUUGUCGCUAGUGCAGGGGUGGGUAACUUUGUGGACAUUUGUUAUUUCCAAAUAGACAGAGAAGCCAGGAUCAGUAAUGAAUAUAUGUAGUCUCUUUUUUUAAUUUAUAAAAUGUUUAAAAUGGCAGAUGCUUACACUUGUUUGUUCUAAUAAUAUGUUACUUUAUUUACAAUAAAGGCCUUGAUGAAUUACAUGAAAUAAAUGAAUACAAAAUACAUUACAAUUUAGAAAAGAAUGCUAAAUUAACAAAUUUUGCUGAAGAAAAUGUUAAAGAAUAAAAAUGAAAAGUAAUACUUAAUUGAAGAUGAAUGAUCUGAUAUUAUGAUAGGAUUGUUUGACCUCUACAAUUUUCUUUGGAACACCCACCACAACACCGCUACAUAGUUGUGGCAGAAAAAGCAAAGCGGGAAGAGUCUCUGUCGCAGAGCUACGUAGCCUCAAAAUCUAUAAGAACACCUAGCGCUCACAGUCGCAGAGCUAUGGAACAGCUAGCGCUCACAGUUUUUCCGCUACAGUGAGUCAAUAAAAGUGCAUCAAUCAAUCGCCAGAUGUUCCGGCCUGAGUCUAGACUGUAUUUUGUUUUUUAUGCGACUCCAGUUUAUUUUUCAAAGCAUAAUAAUGUACUUCCUUAUUGCAGUAAGCGUCUGUCCCACAAGGAGGCGAUGAAGCGCUCGGCUGCUGUUUCUUCAUUUGUGAUUGACUGCCAACAUAGAACAGACAGCCAAGGACUUUUAGAGGCUGGACCACGGAGACGCCACCGGCAACGUGGGAUGGCCCUGCCAAGCCGACAAGAACGACUGGACGCACAAAGUGUUCAGGAGGACCCACCCACGGCCGGGGCUGAGAACCUCAGUUGCAAAUACGACUUUGCGGCCGACGCAGAGUGCCUCGACUUCGAAGGCGGGACCUUUCUGGAAGACCCCAUCCGACUGCCCGGCGUGCAGGUGGUAUUGAUUGUGGCCUACACUGCCAUUAUCCUGCUGGGGCUUGUGGGUAAUUCGCUGGUCAUUUACGUCAUCUACCGCUUCAAGACACUGCGCACUGUCACUAACUUCUUCAUCGCCAACUUGGCUGUCGCCGACCUGCUGGUGAACGCCCUGUGUCUCCCGUUCACGCUGGUCUACACGCUGCAAGGUGAGUGGCACUUUGGCGCCGCCCUCUGCUUCCUGGUGCCCUUCGCCCAAGGCCUCGCCGUCCACGUCUCCACUCUGACCCUCAACGUCAUCGCCCUGGACCGCCACAGGUGUAUCAUUCACCAUCUGGAAACCAGGAUGCGUAAGGUCACGUGCUUCUGGGUCAUCGCAGCCACGUGGUUGCUGAGCGCCGCGCUCGCCAGCCCCCUCGCCAUCUUCCGAGAGUACGGAUCGGUCACGCUUUCGGGACACAGCAUCCAGGUGUGCACAGAGAAGUGGCCCGGGUCCAGCACGGACGGGACGGUGUACAGCGUCUCCAUGCUGGUGCUGCAAUACUUCCUCCCGCUCUCCAUCAUCUCCUUUGCCUACACCCGCAUUUGGUCCAAGCUGCGACGUCACGUCAGCCCAGCAGAGGGCAAGGGCGACGGAGCGUCUGCAGGUUCCGAGCGCCACCGCCGCCACUGUAAGGCCACCAAAAUGCUGGUGACCAUGGUGGUGGUGUUCGCCGUCAGUUGGCUCCCUUACCACGCCUUCCAGCUGGCCACCGACAUCGACAGCAGCGUGCUGGACAUGCCGCACUUCCGCCUGCUCUACACCCUCUUCCACGUGGUGGCCAUGUGCUCCACCUUUGCCAACCCGUUGCUCUACGGAUGGAUGAACCGCAACUACCGCGCCGCCUUCCUCGCCGCCUUCAAGCUCAAGGAUAGAGGCUGUCGGCGCAGACGCCAAGACGCCGUCCACCAGGUGGGCGACGGAGGGAGGACCAAGAUAGCGGAGGGGAGGCAGGAGGUUGCGUCCGCCUGCCUCAAAGCUACUGACGUGUGAACGUGACAUUUCUUGAUGGGUAAGAAAAAGCAGCUGACUUCGGGAAAGCGCUCGCCAUUUCAAAUUGACGUCUUUCCGUUCUCCGAUUGGCUGGUCAGAGCAAAACACACAUGAAUAGAUGUUAUAAUCAGCACUUUGUGAGUACAAGAUGUCUAUCAAUUGUAUGUUUUGUCACGUUUUCAUAUAAAUAUUGAUUGUAAAUUGA
Syngnathus typhle (broad-nosed pipefish) is the source of this 2269-nucleotide messenger RNA. RefSeq names its product neuropeptide Y receptor Y2, like (gene npy2rl). Gene Ontology annotation, cellular component: membrane. Bases 655 to 2064 code for a protein of 469 amino acids. Gene Ontology annotation, molecular function: neuropeptide Y receptor activity. Gene Ontology annotation, biological process: G protein-coupled receptor signaling pathway. The transcript has 8 exons. The record is from RefSeq and is a predicted model, not a curated record. NCBI's taxonomy places the organism in Eukaryota, Metazoa, Chordata, Actinopteri, Syngnathiformes, Syngnathidae.